AUGUCCAAAAGUCGCCAAAGACACAAACUUGAUGGAAUCUCCAUCUACGUCAAGCAGCAUCUACCCAAAUAUGUUGUAACAGAUGAACCCCGAUUCACAGAACCGAUUCCGAAUGUCACGGUAGCAGUCGGGCGCGAUGCCAACUUACCCUGCGUCGUCGAGAAUUUAGGAGCUUAUAAGGUUGCCUGGAUCCACAUAGAUCGUCAAAUGAUCUUGACGAUCCAUCGUCACGUCAUUUCACGUCUACCACGUUUCAGCGUUUCUUACGACAAUGCCAACACCUGGUUAUUGCAUGUUAGCCAGGCGCAACAGGAGGACAGAGGAUAUUAUAUGUGCCAAGUCAAUACAAAUCCUAUGCUGAGUCAAGUUGGAUACUUGCAAGUAGUCGUACCUCCAAAUAUUUUGGAUGAAAACAGCACGCAGUCUGCGGUUGCAGUUCGAGAAAACCAGAACAUCACUCUAACUUGCAAGGCUGAUGGUUUUCCUGCUCCUAAAUUGAUGUGGAGACGAGAGGAUGGACAAGGAUUUACUGUGGAUCGACGCAAAAAAGUUAUCAGGAGAGAGACGCAGGAUUCGGUCAAUCUGAUAUUAAUAUGUUAUUCAACUCAACUAUCCUUAAAAGGUCCUUUAGAAAGGAAUCUGCUGGUUGAGUUGCCUUAUAUUUUCUGGUUCUCAUUUCUAGCAAUAUCUAUCUACUGUGAGAGAGUAUUAAAUAUGCAUGGAGCAAAUGGAGGGAUUGGAGGGAUUGGAGGAUUGGGGGGUUGGGGGAUGAGAAAGUUGCAGGGAAAAGCCUAG
Messenger RNA from Ctenocephalides felis (cat flea), 795 nucleotides. Its product is annotated as lachesin-like. Gene Ontology annotation, cellular component: neuron projection. The record is from RefSeq and is a predicted model, not a curated record. Bases 1 to 795 code for a protein of 264 amino acids. The transcript is spliced from 5 exons. NCBI's taxonomy places the organism in Eukaryota, Metazoa, Arthropoda, Insecta, Siphonaptera, Pulicidae.